UGAAUGUUAUUUAUUUGCAGGAAAUGGUUAAACAAUCAACACAUUGCACUGUAUUUAGUUACCAUUUUAUACGGUGGAUAAGAACAUAUUCAUAUGAAUAUCUCAUUUGUUUAGUACAUUCUGCUUUCGCCUUUGUGAUGUUGAGUUUGGGGACGGGGCUGCAUGUAUGUUUUUUUUUUUCAAAUAAUUGUACUUUUUUUUGUAUGAUUCACUUAAAAUUAAAAUGCUCUAAACCUAUAGUGAGUCAGUUCAGAGUGUGGUCCAGUGAAGAACGUGAACGACUCCGCGCUUGCCUUGAGGUGGCGGGCUGUGACCAGGCUUUUGAGUGGGCAGGCCCAGAAGGAGAUUAUACACAAUGCUUCCAGGAAUAGCCAUACUUAAGAUCUAAGCUGCUGUUGGAACCUUUUUGACCUUCACAACAAAAUUUGCAUUGUGCUGCCACUGUGUCAUUUGUGGCAGCUAAAUUGAAGCAGCAUUGUAAUCUUCUCCCACACGUCUUGCUCCUCGCCGUGUGUGCUGGAAGCCCAGGGUGGCAGCUCUCUCAUUCCACUGUCUGUCUCCCUGCCCGCAAGCAUUUCAUUACAAACAAUGACCUGAAGCCACACAACAUCUGCUGUCUGAAAGAUGAUGUUUUCACUGCCAAAGCUUUUUUCGGUCACAGUGUACUCUAGACCAGUAGUGUGAUGAAGCAAUCUACACCCUACAAUAACUCACAUCAAUGGGGUUCACUUUAUGUGCGAAGGGUGUAAAAUUAACUUGAAACAAAAUGGACCACAGACAUGGGCUUCUCAAUGGUCUGGCUAAAAAACUGGAGUAUGAAAACAGGCCUGUGUUUCUAAACCUGGGCAACAGGUGGACGAGUGUUUUGACUAUCAUAGAAUACAGCAGAGUACCACACCAGGCAUGGGGCCAUUGGAUAAUUGGGUCUGUAAGAAAAAUCAAAAUCUUGAGCUUCAUUUUUGGGCUUAUGGUCACCAUUCUCAUCAUGGCUUCUUAUAUUUUGACGAGGGACCAGAAAGGACUUUUUCUAACCCCAUCACCGUAUCACUUUACUUUAAUAUCUCACCCUGCACAGCUGAAUCUCAACCUGACCUCCAUCACAGACUAUAAAACUGAGAGAGAGAUAGUGAGAAACAUUGUGGCCAGAGUGGACUUCAGAAGCAGAAGAGUUCCUGAUAUCCGAGAACUGCGAGAGAAAGAACCACAUUUAUUUUCUGCCAUUCCUCACAAGUUCCUUCCCAAUCUCAAAAAUCCAUGUUGGUAUGAGGAAUUCUUUGGGAAUAUAACAGCAGAUCCAUAUGGGAAAAACCUGUAUGCGCUUUAUUCAAAACGCUUUCAGGCGAUAUAUGACCACUUGCGCAGGGCUUUUCCGGCUCACCUACAUCAGUAUGCGGGUAGACAUUACCGUCUGCGCUGCCUGCCUUUUUUUUACAUCAUCGGGCAGCCCAAGUGUGGCACCACAGAUCUCUACGACCGAUUACGGCUGCAUCCCGAGGUCCAUUUCACAACUAUGAAGGAACCACAUUGGUGGACGAGAAAGAGGUUUGGUAUCAUCAGAUUGAGUAAUGGUUUUCAUAAUCCAUACCCACUGAAAGACUAUCUGGAUCUGUUUGACCAGGCAUCCAAUCAUAUUCAGGAUCAGCUUAUGAACGACUCCCUUCAAAGCCACCAAAAAGUUGACAUUAUAAUAGGUGAAGCCAGCGCAUCCACUAUGUGGGACAACAAUGCUUGGGUUUAUUUUUACGACAAUGGUACGGCGGUGGAGCCUCCUUUUUUGGUACAAGAUUUCAUUCAUGCUGUGCAACCAGAUGCCAAAUUUAUUGUAAUGCUCAGAGACCCCGUAGAAAGGCUUUACUCGGACUAUCUGUAUUUUGGUAUGACCAAUAAAUCCGUGGAGGAUUUUCAUGAGCGAGUAUCAGAAUCACUGCAGCUGUUUGAAAUCUGCUUGGCUGAGAGAUCCAUCCGAUCCUGUAUUUACAACACCACUCUCAACAAUAUAAUGCCUGUGAGACUUCAGGUUGGGCUAUAUGUCAUAUACGUGCUGGACUGGCUGAGCAUUUUCAGUAGAGAGCAAAUUCUCAUACUACGACUGGAGGAUCAUGCAGCUAACCGGAAAAACACUAUACGGAGAGUAUUUGACUUUCUACAGUUGGGACGACUCACUCUGCAGAAGGAAGCAGACAUUACAAAGAGCCCCGCCUCCAACACCAGGAGACCAGCCAAUCGAAAUCUUGGCCCAAUGCUGCCCAUAACCAAGGAGAUUCUGCAAAGCUUCUACCGGCCUUUUAACCAGCACCUUGCCCAUGUGCUUCGAGAUCCUGCCUUUCUGUGGACGUAGUCCUGACAAAGAAGGAAUUAAAAGAAAUGCAUUGUAACAAACAAAAAGAAACAAAUUAAACUCUUCAAGUUGUUAAACCUGUGCCGGGUGGCUGGUUCACCUUUAAAUUUAAAUGAAGUAUAUGUGUACUGUAUAGGUACCAUUUUUUUAUUUUGUUAUGAGGUGCUGGACACUUUCAUCACUGCACUUUGAGAGUAUUUCUUCCCAGUGAUUGACAAAUAAUCAAUAGACAAUUUAUGUAAUGCAUCUGUUUGUAAGGAUAAUAUGAGGUGUUUCAAAAAAUAGAAAACUAACCGUUCUGUACAGCAAAAGAAGAGGUAGCCAACACUACAAAAAUACACUUGAGAAGUCAUACAGUAAUAAACAAUGUUUUGGAUUUUACCUUAAUCCAAGUGAGUUUGGCUCAAGAAUUCCAAGAUGGCUCAGAGUUCCCUCCCUGUCCCUCAGCCUUGGACUUCUGACAAUAUGAAGGUUUGAGGAAACAGCACAAAAGUAAUCAUGUACAUCGAACUUGAAAAAUGAACAAUGUUUUCUGAUAUGUAACUUUAUAAUGUUAGCUGAUAUUAUAAAUACAGAGAUCAGGGCAAGAACAGAUAUCUUCCAGUUAAGUCAUUAAGUUAAUAUUUUAUAUAUUUUCUCAUUGAACUGCAAUAAAGUUUUUCUUUAUA
Paramisgurnus dabryanus is the source of this 3006-nucleotide messenger RNA. Lineage: Eukaryota; Metazoa; Chordata; Actinopteri; Cypriniformes; Cobitidae. The record is from RefSeq and is a predicted model, not a curated record.